This is a messenger RNA of Pygocentrus nattereri (red-bellied piranha), 2022 nucleotides long. It is a transcript of the gene mitfa, whose product is annotated as melanocyte inducing transcription factor a. Gene Ontology annotation, biological process: melanocyte differentiation; regulation of transcription by RNA polymerase II. The record is from RefSeq and is a predicted model, not a curated record. Gene Ontology annotation, cellular component: nucleus. Gene Ontology annotation, molecular function: RNA polymerase II cis-regulatory region sequence-specific DNA binding; DNA-binding transcription factor activity, RNA polymerase II-specific; protein dimerization activity. NCBI's taxonomy places the organism in Eukaryota, Metazoa, Chordata, Actinopteri, Characiformes, Serrasalmidae. The coding region runs from base 172 to 1419 and encodes 415 amino acids. The transcript has 9 exons.
GUUCUCCUCCCCUUGCUUAAAUGUUUUCUUUGGGUUGUCACUGGCAUUGAGAGUAACUGGUCGAAGCUCCUUUGCUCAUUAACUCUUUUACUCGGUUCAACAGAAGCUGGGCUGAGUUCGCUAAGGGAAUAUUUAUUGACGUUUAUGAAUUGAUUCUUUGCACAUAACAGCAUGUUGGAGAUGCUCGAGUACAGUCAUUACCAGGUACAGUCUCACCUGGAAAACCCCACUAAGUACCACCUCCAGCAGACCCAGCGGCACCAGGUGAAGCAUUACCUGUCCAGCACGCUGGGGGCCAAACUCAGCCCACAGGCCAGCAACGGGCCGUGCCCUAGCCAGCCCCCGGAGCACGGCAUGCCCCCCGGCCCAGGAGUCAGCGCCCCUAACAGCCCUAUGGCCUUGCUCACCCUCACCUCCAACUGCGAGAAAGAGAUGGACGACGUAAUUGAAGACAUUAUCAGCUUGGAGUCCAGUUAUAACGAUGAUAUCCUUGGGCUCAUGGAUACAGGACUUCAAAUGGCAAAUACGAUCCCUGUUUCCACAAAUCUACUGGACAUAUACAGUAAUCACACUCUUCCUCCAGCUGGGGUGACCAUUGGAAACUCCUGCCAAUCUAACUUAGCCAACGUGAAAAGGGAAUUUUCAGCUCCUGGCAUGAUGCACUUGGACCAACCUGGACCAUGUGGCAAGUUUGACUCUUAUGAGAGGCCCGAAGGCCUUCCAGUAGAAGCAGAGGUCAGAGCUUUGGCGAAGGAGAGACAAAAGAAGGACAACCACAACCUGAUUGAACGAAGACGACGCUUCAACAUAAAUGACAGAAUUAAGGAACUCGGGACAUUAAUUCCCAAGUCCAAUGAUCCGGACAUGAGGUGGAAUAAGGGGACCAUUCUGAAGGCCUCGGUGGACUACAUCAGGAAGCUGCAGAGAGAGCAGCAGAGGGCUAAAGAGCUGGAGAGCAGGCAGAAGAGACUGGAGCACGCCAACAGACACCUCCUGCUCCGCAUUCAGGAGCUGGAAAUGCAGGCCCGUGCUCACGGCCUGACUGUGGGGAGCUCCACGGCGCUCUGCUCCACCGAGCUGGUGGCCCGCGCGAUCAAGCAAGAGCCCGGCCUGGGCAACUGCUCGUCCGACCUGUACGCCCACACACACCUGCCCAGCCCGGACCUGACCCGCACCACCACCCUGGACCUCAACAACGGGACCAUCAGCUACAACGACAGUCCAACAGAGGAGCCAGACGGCGGGCUCUAUAGCAGCCACGACAAAGCCUCCGGCAAGCUGGAGGACAUGUUUAUGGAUAACGCUCUCUCUCCGAUGGGCUCCAGCAACCCCCUGCUCUCCUCCGGCUCCCCCACGCAUUCCAACAGCAGCAGCAGGCGCAGCAGCAGCAGCACGGAGGAGCAGGACAAGGGCUGUUAGCACUGUGAACGAACGCAAAUGAACCAAAGCUGUUAUCUGUACGGCUGUUGCUGUGACGCAGAGCACGGCCCGUGUUGCAGGAUGACUGCGCCAGCUACGCUGAAGUACUGUAUAAAAGGAGUCUCUGAUCUCCUAACGACCUCUUAGGACUGAGAACACUUUCCUUCACAUUUUAUAUGCUCUGUUUUCAUUUUCACAGCUUUCUGUUGUGUGUUCAGUCAUGAUCCGACGUUUUAGUGACACUACAAGACAGCAAAGCAAGAAGAACCUCAGGCAAUGACACCUCAACCCUCUUUAAAAAUAAACGGUUCCUAGAUGGUUCUUGGCUUGGACAUACAGUUCUAGGUAAACACUUUAACGGGUAUUAAACCUGUACGUUUUUUUUUACAUGAUAAUAUUUUUUCAUUUACAAAAAGGUUCCCUUAAAGAACCGUCAGUUUGGAGGCUCUUUAGGGAAGCAAAUGUGGUUCUUGUAUGACCUUUUUGGCACCUUGUGUUUUUAAAAGAGGUACCUAUGUUGUACCUAUGUCACUUUGCUUAUUAAUAGCAUAUUGGGUUUAUAAUCUCAAUCAGAAGCAAAAUUAAACAGAGUGUAGAACAUCA